Cokeromyces recurvatus is the source of this 734-nucleotide messenger RNA. RefSeq lists its product as uncharacterized. Lineage: Eukaryota; Fungi; Mucoromycota; Mucoromycetes; Mucorales; Mucoraceae. The record is from RefSeq and is a predicted model, not a curated record. The transcript is spliced from 4 exons. The coding region runs from base 1 to 480 and encodes 159 amino acids.
AUGCUUCCAUCAAACUAUUUGCUCAUUGAAAGCUGUUAUCUGAUAUUCCAAAAAACUUUGACACUACAUUCUGUCGUCUUAAUAUUUGAAUUUCAGACUGUUCUAUGCUCCUGGAAGAAAAAUAAGGAAGUAUUUGCUACAUUGUUAAAGCAGGUAGAAGAACAAAAUUGUAAUGAUCUUGGCCAUUGCAUAAAAGGUGGUCAUAUAUGUAAGAAGUAUCAAGAUAAUACACCACAAGUUGGAACUAGUAAUAAACGAAAGUGUCGGCAAGAUGAUAACUUGAAACGUGUCAAGAAAAUGGCAAAAUACAGUCGGAAAGAUGUUGGAGAAGGUUCAAGUCAGGUUGUUUGUUCCAGUAGCCAUCAGUAUGGCCAUAGUGCUUCUAGGUCAAAGGAUUGCCCAAGCCAUAAACCAACAAAGGCUGAAGAAUUGAAAAACAUUCUGGGAAAUAAGCCUAAAACUGUUACUAAAAAAAAUUAAAUUAGACACAAUCCUCAGAGCAGAAUACAAGCAAGCCAUUUUGAGAAAAAUACAAAUAGUAUCAGAACAAGUCCGUGAUAUUAUGAUACGUGCACAAUUGUUUGUAAACUAUUAUAUCAUCAGCCAUUCCAAUGGCAUUAUCGAUAAAAAGCUUUUCUCUCAUAACUUCUGGUAUAGCAAAGCAAGAUUAGUUUUAAAAGAUAAAUCAAACGCAAAACAUCUUCCAAGCGAUUGCUUGGAAAGCUGAAACAGCU